Actinia tenebrosa (Australian red waratah sea anemone) is the source of this 841-nucleotide messenger RNA. RefSeq lists its product as uncharacterized. NCBI's taxonomy places the organism in Eukaryota, Metazoa, Cnidaria, Anthozoa, Actiniaria, Actiniidae. The record is from RefSeq and is a predicted model, not a curated record.
UUUAGCAAAAAUCACGCGAAAACCGUCUGUCUUAGAAUUUUUCAAUUCCUUUCCUUUUCCUUGGGCCUAAGACUUGGAAUUGUAGUCGUACAGUCCAUUGGAAUCUAGAUUUGACUUGGGAGCGAAAUUUUGAAGUGAAGAUCUUGGAAUUUUGCUUUGGCUUUUGAUCGAAAGUCAGUCUCGAACACAUGGCGACUUCAAGCGAACAACAAACACACCAAAUGCAAGAUUUKCCUUGUUAUACCAAGAGAAAAUUAGACACAGAAGAAUCUUACAUGCCUUUAGUCUACGAAAAUGGCGUAUUUACUCCAAAAUCUGAGAAAAGGCAGCGUUUUAAUGGGAGUUACAGCGAGAUUGAAGGACAAAGUCUGGGGCAAAAUAAUUUUUCCGUGAAUUCAGAUGCCGAAGCCUUGAACGCGUCGCGAUCGCAUGAUCAAAACAUGGAAGAAGAUAAUGAAAUGAUGGAAGAAAAGACUUAUUCUAACAAUAUGGAGGAAAACUCAGAUCAAAAUAUGAAUGUAGAAGGAAUUUGUAACGGAGUUUCGAGCGAAAUGAGAACAGAGAUCACAAAACCAACCAUUGGUGUUGAUCAUGUCAACUUGCCAAGAACAAAGACUUUGAACUGCACAACACCAAGUGUGCAUUCAUUCUGUUUCCAAGGUGGAUUACUAGACAACAUGUUGGUCAAUUACCAUGGUCUGUAAGCAUGACAUUCACUCAUUUAUUGCAUGAGAUAGGACUCAACAAAUCACAAGGCAUAUACAAAGUUUUAAACCAGGGUCAUAAUUAGAGGCAGGUAAAAGGUCUCCUCCAUCUCAGCAUUUAAGAGGUGUCUUUUUCU